AGCGUCACAUGAUGAUGAGCGUCACAUCCGGGAGGCGGCGCCUGGCGGCGCUAAAUCCUGACUGCUCACAACCAACACUGCAACAGUGGCAAUACUAUGCCUGCCCAUGAGCCAGAUGAGCAUGUGGCUGCAAUUGAGCUUGCAGAAGCUGGCCGUAACCACUUGAUGAAGCUGCAGCAUCAGGGCGAGUCCUCUGUGAUGAGUGCUCUGCAGGCUGGCCGAGUCCGUGGGGUCAUGCAAACUCAUGCAGUGCUUUCCCAAGGUGAUUUGGUUUUUCAAUCCAGCACAUAGGUACCUACGCAGCACUUUUCGCCAGCAUGUCCCUGGAUCCAUAGGCUGGGAAGUGAAACUCACAUUCAACACUCGAAUCGAUUCACUACAAGUCCGGUUCAAUCAUCCUGGUCGCGCCCCAGUAACCAUUCCAGCUGGCCCCCAGCUGCUCUUUUGUAAUCUGAUCAAGGUGCAAGGAGCUCAAAGUCUCCAUGGCGCUCCGCCAGCGCACGCCAGCUGUCCAGCUGCUAACAGUGGUUUUGCUCGCGCUGACAGCUGUCAGCCCCAUCAAAGCGCAGUUUGGAGCAAACGGCACGUUCCACCCGGGCGGGGUGACCAGGAACUUUUCAGUCACUGGCCCAUGGAACUUCAUUGACACUCUGUCCCUGAACUACACCACCCAAGCCCUGCCCCAGUCCUUUGCGCGGGCGCAGUGUCAAACCGGGCAGCCGGCCUACCCUGUAGUGGAGGCGACCAUUGAUGGGGUGCAGCAGGCAAUGCUGGCGGAAAAUCUGACAUGCAGCCAGCUGAUUGCGGCAUAUGUCCAGCGCAUCUCCUAUUACGACCAGAGCACUGGCGUUAACGCGGUCCGCCUGGUCAUGCCGGACCUCGCAAACGUCACUGCCGCAAAGGACGCGCAGCUGGCGGCCGUCAUUGCUUCCGGCAACAACACGCUCCCCGACCUGUUUUGCGUUCCCUUCGUGGUUAAGGAUAACUACGACACGGUUGGCGUCGCGACCGCGAAUGGCGCGGUGGCGCUGCUCGACAACUUCCCCUCAGCGGACGCAACCAUUGUGGCACAAAUCAAGGCUGCGGGAGCGGUAAUUUUGGCCAAGGGCAAUAUGGCCGAGUGGGCCUUCUCGAACGCGGUCUCCAUCGGCUCUGCUUUCGGCAUCGUGCGCAACCCGUACGACACCGAUCGCGUCACCGCAGGCAGCAGUGGCGGCCCCGCGGCCGCGGUCUCCGCGAGCUUCGCCAUGAUUGGGCUCGGUACGGACACGGGCAACUCGAUCCGCGGGCCGUCCGGCCACAACGCGCUGGUGGGCAUUCGCAGCACCAUCGGCAUCACCUCACGGGCCGGCAUCAUCCCCCUCAUUCUGAACCGCGACAUCGGCGGGCCCAUGGGGCGCACCGUCACUGACGUGGCCAAGGUCUUCCAGCACAUCGUGGGCCCCGACCCGACCGGGCGUGACGACGUGACCCUCCGCAGCGCAAACUCUACGCUUAAUCCGUACGGCAUCCCGUCCAACUACACGCAGUUCCUCAACGCGAGCGGGCUGCAGGGCAAAACAAUUGGCGUGCUUCGUAGCCUAGAGUUCAACCCGACGACUAGCCCCGACGGCGAGAUCCAGAACCUGUUCAACCGCGCCAUAAUGGACCUUCAGUCGCUUGGGGCGACUGUCAUUGACAACUUCACUGUAACCGGCAACUCGUUGGGCGACAAGCCGUGGGACGGCCGCAACAGCUGGUACGUGGGUACCGGCGCGAACGGUUCCUUUGUCGGUUUCUCGAACCCGCAGUGCGCCAACUGGAUCGAAGACUUGCAGACGUAUCUCAGCACGGCAGGCAGCAGUUUCAAGACGGUGAAUGACAUUUACGUCAGCGGCGGGUUCCACCCGUCGGUGGUUGGGAGCUUUACCAGCAACAUGAGGAACCAGAACAUCUCGUCGGCCAGCCUGCCAACGGCCAACGGGAUUGCGGCGGGUCAAGUAUGCACCUGCGGGGACGACUUGACAAACCCGUGUCGUGUCGAGUUUCGGACGCGGCUCCUGGCAGCGAUGGACGCCCAAAAUGCGGACGCCCUGAUCUACCCGGGGUGGGCCAACCCGGCGCGUCUGGUCGGCGAUUACGACAGCCCUCUGGGCGACCUUUCGCAGAUCAUCCCGCCCAACACCGGCAUGCCCGGGAUCGUCGUGCCAAUGGGCUACACAUCCCGUGGGCUUCCCGCGACUCUACAGAUUGUCGCCCGCCCUUACGCGGAGCCAACGCUCUUCACGAUCGCAUAUGCAUACGAGCAGGGCACCAAGCGCCGCACGCCCCCGCCCGGUUUCUCGGAAUGCACCGCCAACAGUACGUCCUCGGGCAUCACGUCCAAAGAGGCCUUCCCGUAGACGUGGGCGGAAGCCUCUAAGUUGGAGUCGGAAGAUCUCGUCAAGUAUAAUAAGGGGUGUGCGUUGAUGCUUGCCAUGUUGCUUCCAAACUCUAAACAUCUUGGAUCAAUGAUUAUUGUUUGGGGUUUGAUAGGAAUCUAAAGACUGCUAAAUGAGUAAGGUGCACACAAGUCAGGAUUGCAGAGGGGCUUUACUUAGGCGGAUGACGGUGCCGAAUACAUCGCUUUGAAUGCGAUGCAGUGACCAGCUUAUCAAGCAGCUUCAAAAGAGGGGCUUUGAGGUGAACGAAGUACGAAGAGGAUGCAUGUUGUGUCGAACGGGCUGGGUACGAAAGACACUUCGAAAGAUCUGGAGGCUAAGUUACAUUCAAUGUAUGCACAC
Molecule: messenger RNA, 2762 nt
Organism: Klebsormidium nitens
Lineage: Eukaryota; Viridiplantae; Streptophyta; Klebsormidiophyceae; Klebsormidiales; Klebsormidiaceae
Source: the annotation of a GenBank genome assembly